UCUAUUGGAAAACAUGAAUCAGAAGUAGGAAAUACUCUUGUUUGAAAGAAACAAGAGCAAUUUGGGGCCAAAAAACGUAUAUGCUAUGAUUAACUGGCCCUCUUUCUCCGAUCAUCUGUUUUCCCAUUGUGUGAAACUCCUUCAGCAUAGGGAUAAGGGAUAACGACUCUAUGGAUAUAAAGAAUUUUUCACCAUGGUAAAACUCGCUAACCCGCUGUACACUGAGUGGAUUUUGGAGGCAAUUAAAAAGGUCAAGAAGCAAAAACAGCGGCCAUCAGAAGAGAGGAUAUGCAAUGCUGUGUCUUCAUCCCAUGGUUUGGAUCGCAAAACUGUCCUGGAACAGUUGGAACUGAGUGUUAAAGAUGGGACUAUUUUAAAAGUUUCUAACAAAGGACUUAAUUCCUACAAGGAUCCAGAUAACCCUGGGCGAAUAGCACUUCCUAAACCACGGAACCAUGGAAAGUUGGAUGGUAAACCAAAUGUGGACUGGAAUAAACUGAUUAAGCGGGCAAUUGAGGGCUUGGCAGAUUCUUCUGGUUCAUCUUUGAAGAACAUUGAACGUUACCUGAAAGGGCAGAAGGACGUGUCAGCUUUGUUUGCCAGCAGUGCCCCUUCUACCUUUCACCAGCAGUUGCGGUUGGCCGUUAAGCGUGCCGUUGGCCAUGGCCGGCUCCUUAAAGAUGGACCUUUGUAUCAGCUCAACACGAAAGCAGCCACAAAUGCAGAUGGGAAAGAGAGUUGUGAAUCUCUUUCUUGUCUUCCUCCAGUUUCACUCCUUCCACACGAAAAAGAUAAGCCAGUUGCUGAACCAAUCCCAAUCUGCAGUUUCUGCCUUGGUACAAAAGAACAAAACCGGGAGAAGAAACCCGAGGAACUCAUCUCUUGUGCCGAUUGCGGCAAUAGCGGUCAUCCAUCCUGCUUGAAGUUCUCCCCAGAAUUAACCGUUCGGGUGAAGGCCUUACGAUGGCAGUGCAUUGAGUGCAAAACCUGCAGUUCCUGUCGAGACCAGGGCAAAAAUGCUGAUAAUAUGCUAUUUUGUGACUCAUGUGAUCGGGGCUUUCAUAUGGAGUGUUGUGAUCCCCCUUUGACCAGGAUGCCAAAAGGCAUGUGGAUAUGUCAGAUAUGUCGGCCACGUAAAAAAGGAAGAAAACUACUCCAAAAGAAGGCAGCACAGAUUAAGCGGCGUUAUGCCAACCCAAUAGGUCGCCCCAAAAACAGAUUAAAGAACCAAAAUGCAACAUCAAAAGCCCCCUUCAGCAAAGUUCAGACGGGACCUGGCCGAGGUCGCAAGCGUAAGACCCCCCUAUCCAGCCAGUCCACUUGCUCGUCAGAAGGGGGCUACUUGGAGCAAGUCGAUGGUCUGGAAUUCUGCGGAGAUGCGAGCAUCACCUUGAAAUUCAACAAGAAAACCAAAGGGCUUAUUGACGGCCUUACCAAAUUUUUCACCCCGUCCCCUGAUGGGCGUAAAGCGCGAGGAGAAGUAGUGGACUACUCUCAGCAAUAUAGGAUCAGGAGAAAGGACAAUAGGAAAUUAAGCACUUCAGAUUGGCCCACAGACAAUCAGGACGGCUGGGAUGGAAAACAGGAAAAUGAAGAGUGGCUUCUAGGAGGCCCAGAUGUCAUGGCAGAGAAAGAUAUGGAGUUGUUCAGAGACAUUCAGGAGCAAGCACUGCAGAAAGUAGGAGUGACAGGGGCACAUGACCCCCAAGUCCGCUGCCCAUCAGUCAUUGAGUUUGGAAAAUAUGAAAUCCACACCUGGUAUUCUUCUCCAUAUCCACAAGAAUAUUCCAGGUUGCCCAAGUUGUAUAUUUGUGAAUUCUGUCUCAAAUACAUGAAAAGCAGAACUAUUCUCCAGCAGCACAUGAAGAAGUGUGGUUGGUUUCAUCCCCCAGCCAAUGAAAUUUACAGAAAGAAUAAUGUUUCGGUUUUCGAGGUGGAUGGCAACGUCAGUACUAUUUACUGCCAGAACUUAUGUCUAUUGGCCAAACUCUUCCUGGACCAUAAGACUCUCUAUUACGAUGUGGAGCCAUUUCUUUUUUAUGUGCUGACGCAAAACGAUGUGAAGGGCUGUCACCUGGUUGGCUACUUCUCCAAGGAGAAGCACUGCCAGCAGAAAUACAACGUGUCCUGUAUCAUGAUUCUUCCCCAGUACCAGCGCAAGGGCUACGGCAGAUUCCUCAUUGACUUUAGUUAUCUCCUAUCAAAACGUGAAGGCCAGGCGGGAUCCCCGGAGAAGCCACUGUCUGAUUUGGGUCGUCUUUCCUACAUGGCAUACUGGAAAAGUGUCAUCUUGGAGUGCCUUUAUCACCAAAACGACAAGCAGAUCAGCAUCAAGAAGUUAAGCAAACUGACCGGCAUCUGUCCUCAAGACAUCACGUCGACACUGCAUCACCUGCGCAUGCUGGAUUUCCGUAACGAUCAAUUUGUAAUUGUUCGGCGGGAAAAACUUAUCCAAGACCACAUGGCAAAGCUGAAACUGAACAUCCGGCCUGUAGUUGUGGACCCAGAAUGUCUGCGCUGGACCCCGGUCAUCGUCUCAAACUCGGUGGUUUCAGAGGAUGAAGAUGAUGAUCCUGAAGAAGCAGAAAUCGAUGUCCCACAGCAGUCGCGGGAGAGAGACAUUGAGGUGAUAAAGUGUGUCUCCUGGGAGAGGAAAGAGCGGGAGUCCUGCUUUCCGCUGGAGAGUGAAAAAAAGUCAGAGGUCCUCCCGGUCAACGCCCUGCGAGCCGGCAAGCAAAGUCUUCCCCUGAGCGGUCUUCCUGCCAACAGCCACACACCGCGCAGGGGCCGGUGGAGCCGCAAGAACAAAAAGCUGCGGGAAUCCUGCACCGAGAAGGACCCGAAACUGGUCUUGGAGGAGAAGUCGGCAAUGGCCAGGGGCGGUCGCUGUGGGGAGUGCCAGGAAAAGGCGGCGGCGGCAGCAGCGGCGGCGGCAGCGGCGGCUUCUCGAGGGCGGUUUGGGGAGAGCGAAGAGAAGACGGCCUCCGCCCAGGGGCAGUGUGGCAAAUGUGAGGAGAAGAGCCCGACUCGGCGAGGGCACUUUGGCAAAGAGGAAGAAAAGCCGGCCUCCUCCCAGGGGCCAUUUGGCAAGGGCGAGAAGGCCUCCGCCGCCCAGAGGCGAUGCAGCGAAGGCAUGGAGAUCUGGAAAGGGCAGCUGAAAGCCCUGGAGCCCCUGAAAAGCCGGCUCUCCGAGCAGUGCGACAGGCUAGCCCGGCGACACAGCGAGGGCGACCGCACGGUGCUGAGGCAUUUCAGCGAGAGCAGCGAAGACGAAGACGAGGAGCCCGCCAGCCCCUGCUCCAGUUCCCCACCGGUUCUCACGAAGCCAGCCCUGAAGCGGAAGAAGCCGAUUCCCCGGAAGAGACGGGUCCGUAAGCGAAAAUACCACAACAGCAGCGUAGUUACCGAAACGAUCUCAGAAACAACAGAGGUCCUGGAUGAGCCAUUUGAGGACUCUGACUCCGAGAGGCCCAUGCCUCAACUGGAGCCCACCUUUGAAAUGGAAGAGGAGGAGGAGGAGGAGGAGGAGGAGGAAGAAGAAGAAGAGGAGGAAGAGGAAGAGGAGGAAGAAAGCGAAUUGUUCUCCCGAGGAUAUCUUCGCCGCCUCUCUCCACAGGAUUCCCUUAGGCAUAGGCCCUCCUUAAAGAGAGGAAAUCAAGAAGGAGAGGAAUCGGAUGACACGGCUGAUUCUCCUACUUUGAAACCCGUUUCUUUGCUGAGAAAAUGUGAGUCGCUCGAUUCUCCGCUCCAGCCUGGCACUUCUACCCCCAUGAAAAAGAAGAAAGGCUGGCCCAAGGGCAAGAGCCGCAAGCCCAUCCACUGGAAGAAAAGGCCCGGGCGCAAGCCAGCCUUUCAACUGAGGAGGGGAAAAGUUCGAGCCCCUCCUUCAGAGGAGACCACGGAUCUCAUGGAAGCCAGUUGCAAAUCAGGGCGUAAAACGAAAAUGCAGGACGAGGAAGAGCUGGUUGAGGAGAAGGAAGAACUUCUGCCUAGUGCUGAAGAAAGGAAAGAUGAAGAUGGGCCUCCGGAAGCAAGUGAUCUAGGAGACGAGGAAGACAUGCCUGCUAGAGAAGGGAGGGCGACCUCUCCCGUAGACAGCAGUAACAGUCCAGAGAUGGAAUCUAAAGAACCUGAACUGGAGGAAGAAGCGGAGAAGCCUCAAGUCCUAGAAGACCAGAGGCCGCCGUCUGAAGAAGAGCAGCAGGAAGUUGAAGAAGCCGAGCAUGACCAGGAAGAGGAAGAAGAGGAAGUUGCAGCGGUAGCUAACCAGAACGAAGAUCACGAUGCAGAUGACGAGGAAGACGAUGGCCACAUGGAGUCCAUCCAAAAGAAUGAGCUGGAAGAGCAGGCCGAGAAGGAGGCCCUGAAGGAAGAGCCCGAAGAAGUCCAGGAGCCUUUUUUAGAAACAAGCACACAGGACGGUAGAGACGAUGACGCCAAGAACAAGAGUGAAGGAGAGGCAGAUUCUGAGGAGGAUCAAGGGUCCCACGAGACAUCAGUUGGGUCAGAGCUGGUUCCUGGAUCCGAAGACGACCAAGAGGAGGAGCAGCAGCAGCAUCCUAAGGAAGGGCUGAUUGAGCUGAAGGAAGAGGAGCCGGUCCCUCACAGCGAACUCGAUCUCGAAACUGUCCAAGCCGUGCAGUCCUUGACCCAAGAGGAAGAAAACCACGAGCACGAUGUGGCUUACCAGGACUGCGAGGAGACCCUGGCGGCUUGCCAGAACCUGCAGAGCUACACCCAGGCCGAAGAGGACCCGCAGAUGCCGAUGGUGGAAGACUGCCAGGCCUCGGAACACAACAGCCCCAUCUCCUCUGUCCAGUCCCACCCCAGUCAGUCCGUGCGCUCCGUCAGCAGCCCCAGCGUGCCCGGCACGCUGGAGAGCAGCUACACCCAGAUCAGCCCCGAGCAAGGCUCUCUUUCCGCACCUUCUAUGCAGAACAUGGAGACCAGCCCCAUGAUGGAUGUGCCUUCGGUGUCGGACCACUCCCAGCAGGUGGUGGACAGCGGCUUCAGCGAUCUCGGCAGCAUCGAGAGCACCACCGAGAACUACGAGAAUCCCAGCAGCUACGACUCCACCAUGGGGGGCAGCAUCUGCGGCAACAACUCCGCGCAGAGCAGCUGCUCCUACGGAGGCCUCUCCUCCUCCAGCAGCCUCACCCAGAACAGCUGCGUCGUCACCCAGCAAAUGGCCAGCAUGGGCAGCAGUUGCAGCCUCAUGCCGCAAGGCAGCGUCCAGCCAACCGCCAACUGCAAUAUCAAGUCCCCCCAGAGUUGCGUGGUUGAGAGACCCCCGAGUAACCAGCAACCCACGGCGCAGCCUCCGCAGCCCCAGGCCCAGCAGCCCCAGCCACCGCCUCCGGCCCAGCAGCAGCAGCAGCAACAGCAGCAGCAGCCUCCACCGCCCCAGCAGCAGCCAUCGUUGUCGCAGUGUAGCAUGAACAACAGUUUCACUCCGGCGCCGAUGAUCAUGGAAAUCCCAGAAUCGGGCAGCACCGGCAACAUCAGCAUCUACGAGAGGCUCCCUGGCGAUUUCGGGGCCGGCGGUUACUCCCAGCCCUCGGCCACCUUCAGCUUAGCCAAGUUGCAGCAGUUGACCAACACGAUUAUGGACCCCCACGCCAUGCCUUACAGCCAUUCUUCUGCUGUGACUUCCUAUGCAACCAGUGUGUCUUUGUCGAACACGGGCCUCGCGCAGCUGGCCCCGUCACACCCUCUGGCCGGGGCGGCCCAAGCACAAGCCACCAUGACUCCCCCGCCCAAUUUGGCCCCCACCACCAUGAACCUUACUUCUCCCCUGCUCCAGUGUAACAUGUCCACCACCAACAUCGGCAUCCCCCACACCCAGCGGCUCCAAGGCCAGAUGCCGGUCAAGGGGCACAUUUCCAUCCGGUCGAAAUCGGCCCCCUUGCCCUCGGCGGCUGCUCACCAGCAGCAGCUCUACGGCCGCAGCCCUCCCGCCGUGGCCAUGCAGGCCAGCCCCCGGGCGUUGGCCGUUCAGCGUGGCAUGAAUAUGGGGGUGAAUCUGAUGCCCACGGCCCCUUACAACGUCAACUCCAUGAAUAUGAACACGCUGAACGCCAUGAACAGCUACCGGAUGCCCCAGCCCAUGAUGAACAGCAGUUACCAUAGCAACCCCGCCUACAUGAACCAGACGGCCCAGUAUCCUAUGCAGAUGCAGAUGGGCAUGAUGGGGAGCCAGGCCUACCCCCAGCAGCCUAUGCAGCCCAACCCCCACGGGAACAUGAUGUACACGGGCCCUUCGCAUCACAGCUACAUGAACGCUGCUGGGGUCCCCAAGCAAUCGCUCAACGGGCCCUACAUGAGGAGAUGAGCAAGACGGUGUGUCC
Protobothrops mucrosquamatus (brown spotted pit viper) is the source of this 6347-nucleotide messenger RNA. RefSeq names its product lysine acetyltransferase 6A (gene KAT6A). NCBI's taxonomy places the organism in Eukaryota, Metazoa, Chordata, Lepidosauria, Squamata, Viperidae. Gene Ontology annotation, biological process: regulation of DNA-templated transcription; nucleosome assembly. Gene Ontology annotation, molecular function: DNA binding; histone acetyltransferase activity. The transcript has 16 exons. Gene Ontology annotation, cellular component: MOZ/MORF histone acetyltransferase complex; nucleosome. The coding region runs from base 194 to 6331 and encodes 2045 amino acids. The record is from RefSeq and is a predicted model, not a curated record.